AUGCAGUCAAUCGAUGCCCUAGUCGUUGGAGCUGGAUUCGCAGGAAUCUACCAGCUCUAUAAGCUCCAGGAGAUAGGACUUUCGGUGAAAUUAAUUGACAAGGCUUCCGACGUUGGCGGUACAUGGUACUGGAACAGGUAUCCUGGAGCCAAUAGUGAUUCUCUCAGUGAAGUUUACAGAUAUAGCUGGGAUAAGGAGGAUCUAUUGACAUACCCAUGGCCAAAGCACUAUGUAUCUCAGAAGGAGAUUUUGGAUUAUCUAAAACACGUGGUGAAGCGUCAUGACUUGAGAAAGUACAUGCAAUUCAGCACCGAAUUAGAAUCCGCAUCAUUCGACAGUGAUUCAUCUCUGUGGACUGCUCGAUUCUCUUCUGGAGAGACUAUUCAGUCUAGAUACUUGAUUACUGCCUUGGGAACUUAUUCCAAGAUCAAUUAUCCGGCUAUUCCUGGAAUCGAGAAAUUUGCUGGCGAAAAAUAUCACACAGGAAACUGGCCAGAAAACUACGAUUUCAAGGGCAAACGAGUCGGUGUCAUUGGCAGCGGCUCAACAGGAGUCCAAAUUACGAUUGCAAUUGCCGAUGAAGUGAAGCAGCUCGUAUCUUUCCAACGCACACCACAAUAUGUCGUUCCCAACGGUGAUGGACCAGUCUCUGCUGAAUUCAGAGACAACAUCAACAAGAAUUACGACGAGAUUUGGAACGGUGUCCGGAACAGCUGGGCUGCGCAUAACGUGAAAGAGAGUACCGUGCCGGCCAUGAGCGUCAGCGCGGAAGAGCGCGAGCGUGUCUUCGAGUCCCUUUGGGAGCAAGGCAACGGAUUCCGAUUCAUGUUUUCUGCCUUUUCCGAUAUCUUAACUAGUGAAGAGGCCAAUGAGGAAGCCUGCAAGUUUAUUCGAAAGAAGAUCUCCCAGAUCGUGGAAGAUCCCGUGAAGGCUCGAAAGCUGUCUCCGGAUGGAUACUAUGCCAGACGUCCUAUUACUGCGCCCGAUUACUAUGAGACAUUUAAUAAGAAGCAUGUGGAUAUUGUUGAUCUGCGAGAGACCCCCAUUACGGAAAUCACUGAGCAAGGUAUCCGCACUAAUGAGAAGCUGCACGAGCUGGACGUCAUCAUUUUUGCGACUGGAUUCGAGGUUGCUGAUGGCAAUUACACCACUCUCACUAUUAAUGGUCGCCAGCAAUCUUUGAAAGAGCAUUGGGCUGAAAGAACGACUUCAUACUUGGGUGUGUCCGAAGCAGGAUUCCCCAACAUGUUCUUGGUCGUGGGACCUCUAUCGCCAUUCAACAACUUCCCGCCGACAAUCGAGGCUCAGGUCGAGUUCAUCUCUGGAUUAAUAUUGAAGGCCGAAUCAAAGAGAAAGGAAGACGCCUCCGAUAAGUUAGUUCUCGUCGAGGCUACUCAGCAAGCUGAGAAUGACUAUGUGGAAGCGUGUCGCGUGCUUGGAACAAAGAACCUCUUUAGAAAAGAGAAGUCUUAUGUUUUUGGCGCCAACGUUGAAGGAAAGACACCCCAAAUUCUGUUCUGGGUAGGGGGCCUGGUUCAUUACAGGAAGGCUCUUCAAGAUGUGGUGGACAACGAUUAUCGUGGGUUUACGCUUUCGUAUUAG
Molecule: messenger RNA, 1602 nt
Organism: Trichoderma virens Gv29-8
Lineage: Eukaryota; Fungi; Ascomycota; Sordariomycetes; Hypocreales; Hypocreaceae
Exons: 2
Coding region: 1-1602 (533 amino acids)
Molecular function (GO): NADP binding; flavin adenine dinucleotide binding; N,N-dimethylaniline monooxygenase activity
Source: RefSeq, a predicted model, not a curated record